AAAAAUGCUUCAAAGCGCUUCUCGUUUACCUUUUGGGGGACGUUUUUUAAUUAUGAGUUUGAUUGUUUCAUAAACCGAAGAAAUUGAAAAUGUUUAAUGUUUCAAACGCGACUGACUGCAGCGCGUGACUGUUGUCACAUGAUGCGGUGACGUCACGCCAGCGGAAGUAAACAACAGGAAGUUAGCCCGUGAGUCAGCCAAUUUGAAGCUUUUCUUUCGUUUAAAAAUGCCUCAGAGCGCUUUUAUUUGACCUUUUGGGGGACGUUUUUUUAAUCAUGAGUUUGAUUGUUCAUAUACCGAAGAAAUCGAAAAUGUGUAAUGCUUCAACCGCGUCGUUCCCUCAGUCACGCGUUGUCACGUGACGCGGUGACGUCACGCUAGCGGAAGUAAACAACACAAAGUUAGCCCUGGCUGCUGGAUCCGUGUGCGUUGGCCGGAGUCACAGAAGUGGCCGCUGAAGAUGAACGCCCUGGUGGCUCUCUGUCACUUCUGUGAGCUCCACGGCCCGCGGACGCUCUUCUGCACGGAGGCCCUGCACCCUCCGUCCCCGUCGCCUUCCUCCUCCCAGGCGGGGGCUGCGAUGGCCGCGGACAGAGACGCCGAGCGGGAGGGUGAAGGACUCACCAUGAAGGCCCACAGCUCCGCCACGCAGAGGGGAGAAAUGUGUGAGGGGUGUCGCUCCCUGCCUGCACACCACCCGGGCUUCAUGAGCAUGGACGAGGAGACGGGCAUUCGCUUCCUGAGCCACCAGCAUCCCCGCCAGUCUCAGCUGUUCAGCGUGGUGCGCCAGGCCUGCGUGCGCAGCCUCAGUUGUGAGGUUUGUCCCGGGCGCGAGGGGCCCAUUUUCUUUGGGGACGAGCAACAUGGCUUUGUGUUCUCGCAUACCUUCUUCAUCAAGGACAGCCUGGCCAGAGGCUUCCAGCGCUGGUACAGUAUCGUGGUGGUGGCCAUGGAUCGCAUUUACCUCAUCAACUCUUGGCCUUUCCUGCUGAGCCACCUUCGACUGACCAUACAGAGCCUGCAAAGCACCGCCCUCAAGGUGUUUGACGGCGAGCAAGGUGUUUGCCCCCAGAGAGCGGCGAGGAUAAACAGUGUGUUCUCGCCCGCUGUGUUCCCGCAGCAGAGGAGUGGCAACGCGGCCCGCUCCCUGACUUCCCUCACGCAGCAUCCCAACCUGUGGGCCAGCCUGCACUCCUCCUUCAGCUGGCUGCUGAAGGCCUGCGGUAGUCGUCUGACGGAGAAGCUUCUAGAAGGAGCUCCCACUGAAGACACGUUGGUGCUCAUAGAGCGACAGACAGAGCAAGAGGAAGAAAUGAGCUGUUGGGAAGGUGUGGAAGGAGGCGUGUCCAAGCCCCUGACGCACCAAUCAGACAUUGAGCCGUGCCACGACGACGACUCACCUGGGCCCAGAUUUAGGUCACUCAGACACCUGAGACAGGUGCUCGGCGCCACUGACUUCCGGCAGGUGGCGUGGCACGUGCUGAUGGGGAAUCAGGUCAUAUGGAGAGGGGCGGACCCCGGGCUCAUCCAGUCCGCCUUUACAGUACUCAAGUCCUUGCUGCCAGUGGGCUGCGUGCGCUCGGUCCCAUACAGCGCCCACUACGAAGAGGCCUACAAGUGCAACUUCCUGGGUCUGAGCCCCGAUGUGGCGAUACCGCUCCAUGUCAGCUCCUCGGAGUUCUCAGUGCUGGUGGACGUGCACUCAGAGAGCGAUGGUGUGAGCACUCCUGCAGACGACAAGGUGAGCGCACGAUACCAGUUGUCCAUCAGCAGUGCCAGCACGCAGCCUGCAGACAAAGGGCCGACGCUGCUGAACAAACUGGAGGUAGCACUCUGCAACGACAACUUGUCUGUGGAGGUGGUGUCUCACUGUCUGCUGUGUCUGAAGGAGGAGUGGAUGAACAAGGUGAAAGUGCUGUUCAAGUUCUCCAAAGUGGACGGGCGUGGCCGUGAGGACACCCAGAAGGUUCUGACCCUGCUGGGGACCACGGGGCCUCCAGAGGACGACAACGUGCGCCUGCUCAAGUUCUGGAUGACCGGACUCAGCAAGACCUACAAGAACCACCUCAUGAUGACUGCGGUCAGACCACAUGACUCCACUCCCAUCAGUCCCACUCCCACUCACUGACACUCACACACACACACACACACACACACACACACACACACACACACACACACACACACACACACACACACACACACACACACACACACUCACACACACAGAGAGAGAGAGCAGGAAAGUGAAAGUGAAAGUAGACCGCAGUCCCAGUCAGUGACACAGUCACAGAGCAGGAAAGUGAAAGUGAAAGUCAGGAAUGUCUAACUUGUUUUUAUUGUGUUUGCUUUUAACAUUAAAUUCUAUUUUGACUUAA
This is a messenger RNA of Nerophis lumbriciformis (worm pipefish), 2378 nucleotides long. The record is from RefSeq and is a predicted model, not a curated record. NCBI's taxonomy places the organism in Eukaryota, Metazoa, Chordata, Actinopteri, Syngnathiformes, Syngnathidae.